AUGGUUAAUACAGAUUUUGAGAAGAUUCACUUGAAUCAAUCGAAAAAUUAUGGUCGUAUGCGUAUUGCAGACUCAGGGUUGGGUUGGAAAGCGUCUGUAACCAACAAUGCAUCAGCAAGCAAUAACGCCCCAUUUUUGUUGCCAUCAGAGGAAAUAUUAGCAUCACAAUGGUCUCGUGGAUCUCGUGGAUACGAGUUGAGAGUUCAGACAAAGAAUAAGGGUGUGGUGAUGUUGGAUGGUUUUGAUGUGGAAGACUUUGCCAACUUGAAGCAGGAAUUACAAAGAAAUUUCCAAGUAAAUUUAGAACAUAAAGAACAUUCGUUGAGAGGUUGGAAUUGGGGUAAGACUGAUUUGGCUAGAAAUGAAUUGAUUUUCCAAAUCAACAAUAAACCAGAUUUCGAGAUUCCGUACUCUGAGAUCAGUAAUUCCAAUUUGACUGGUAAGAAUGAGGUUGCCGUUGAAUUCAAUUUGGAUGGUGCCAACAGCAAAGCGGGAGAUGAAAUGGUUGAAAUGAGAUUCUACAUUCCAGGAACAUUGGAAAACGAGACUGCUCCUGCUGUUAAAGAAGAGAAUGGUGAAGUAAAGGAGGAAGAAACUGAAGAAAUCAGUGCUGCUACCGUAUUUUACGAACAAUUAAAGGAUAAGGCUGAUAUUGGGCAAGUUGCUGGUGAGGCUAUCGUAUCUUUCAGUGACGUAUUAUUCUUGACGCCUAGAGGUCGUUACGAUAUCGAUAUGUACCCUACAUCAUUAAGAUUACGUGGUAAGACAUAUGAUUACAAAAUCCAAUACAAGCAAAUCGAGAGAAUUUUCUCACUUCCCAAGCCAGACGAAACCCACCAUUUACUUGUUCUUCAAAUUGAUCCACCAUUAAGACAAGGUCAAACAAAAUACCCCUUCUUAGUGAUGCAAUUUGCUAAAGAAGAAGAAAUUGAGUUGGAUUUGAAUGUUUCGGAAGAAGAAUACAACAAUAAAUAUAAAGAUAGAUUGAAGAAGAGUUAUGACGCCCAGACACAUCUUGUCAUGUCUCAUUGUUUUAAGGGAUUGACAGAACGUAGAUUGGUUGUUCCCGGAUCAUUCCAGUCAAGAUUUUUACAACCGGGUAUAUCUUGUUCUUUGAAGGCUUCUGAGGGGUACUUAUAUCCAUUAGAUAGAUGCUUCUUGUUUGUUACCAAGCCUACAGUUUACAUCCCGUUUUCCGAGAUCAGCAGUAUAACCAUGUCUCGUACAGGUGCUGGCGGAGUUUCGACUUCACGUACAUUUGACUUGGAUAUCACUUUAAGAGGAUCGAAUCAAUCGCAUAAUUUCGGUAGUAUUGAAAGAGAAGAACAAGAAACCAUAGAAAACUAUUGUUUACAAAAAGGAUUGAGAAUUAAGAACGAAGAGAAGUUGGCCAAGGCAAUGUUGGCCAAAGCUAUGAAUGAAACCGCAGACGAUGAUGACGAUGCGGAUGUGGAUAUGGGUAGUGCUGGAGAUGAUGAUGACGAAAGUGCCGAUGAUGACUUUAAUUCUGGUUCUGAUUCGGAUGUUGCUGAAGAGUUUGAUUCAGAUGCCUCCGAUUCGGAUGCAGAAAUGAGCGACUCUAACCAAGAACCUCCUCAGAAGAAGCCAAAAAAUGAAUAA
Molecule: messenger RNA, 1620 nt
Organism: Debaryomyces fabryi
Lineage: Eukaryota; Fungi; Ascomycota; Pichiomycetes; Serinales; Debaryomycetaceae
Gene: POB3
Product: FACT complex subunit
Exons: 1
Coding region: 1-1620 (539 amino acids)
Cellular component (GO): FACT complex; nucleus
Molecular function (GO): histone binding; DNA binding; nucleosome binding
Source: RefSeq, a predicted model, not a curated record